CGGUGGCGGGACAGGGGUGCAGCCGGGCUGUCCGCGGGACGGGGCGCCGGGGCACCGGGGGCAGCCGCGGAUCCCGGGCGGGCAGCGGGCGGCUCCCGCUGGGCAGGGCCCGGCCUCGGCCCCAAAACAUCCGGCUGGGCCGGCUCGGCGCUGCCUCGCCCCGCGCUGCCGCGUCCUGCCCGCGUCCUGCCCGCGUCCUGCUCGUGUCCUGCCCUUGCCGUACCCGUGUCCUGCCUGCCGUGUCCCCUCCUUGCCAUGUGUCCCCUCCCUGCCGUGGGUCCUCUCUGUGCUGUGUCUCCCCUCCUUGCCAUAUGUCCCCUCCCUGCCGUGCGUCCCCUGCCCACCUCUGACCGCGAGUUCCCUCCCGCAGGAGAUGGAGCUGGAGCCCCGGGGAAACGGCCUGGAGUAAGUGGGGGACAGCCUGCGGGGGGGUGUGCAGACAGGGGACAGGCAGGGGACAGGCAGGGGACAGGCAGGGGGCUGUCCCCGCUCAGCCCCUCUCCCGCCAGGCCGGUGGGACACUAUGAAGAGAUCGAGAUUUCCGAGAGCAGCGUCAACAAUGGCCCCGAGCACAUCGGCCCGCACUGCUUCGAGCUGCUCCGCGUCCUGGGCAAGGGCGGCUACGGCAAGGUGUUCCAGGUGCGCAAAGUGCAGGGCACCAACACGGGCAAGAUCUUCGCCAUGAAGGUCCUGAAGAAGGUAGGGGCGCCCCGGCCCCCCCAGCCCCCCCGGGGACCCCUCCCGCUCACCGCCUCCCCCCCAGGCCAAGAUCGCCUGCAACGCCAAGGACACGGCGCACACCCGGGCCGAGAGGAACAUCCUGGAGGCCGUCAAGCACCCCUUCAUCGUCGACCUCAUCUACGCCUUCCAGACGGGCGGCAAGCUCUACCUCAUCCUGGAGUGCCUCAGCGCUUCUACCUGAGCGAGAUCACGCUGGCCCUGGGUCACCUGCAUUCCCAUGGGAUCAUCUACCGGGACCUUAAGCCAGAGAAUAUCAUGCUCAAUAGCCAAGGUCACAUCAAGCUGACGGACUUUGGGCUGUGCAAGGAGUCCAUCCACGACGGGGCCGUCACCCACACCUUCUGCGGCACCAUCGAGUACAUGGCCCCCGAGAUCCUGGUGCGGAGCGGGCACAACCGGGCGGUGGACUGGUGGAGCCUGGGCGCCCUGAUGUACGACAUGCUCACCGGAUCGCCGCCGUUCACUGCCGAGAACCGCAAGAAGACUAUCGACAAGAUCCUCAAAGGGAAGCUGGUGCUGCCGCCCUACCUGACACCCGACGCUCGUGACCUCCUCAAGAAGUUCCUGAAGCGGAACCCCAGCCAGAGGGUUGGGGGGGGCCCCGGUGACGCGGCCGAUGUGCAGAAACAGCCUUUCUUCCGCCACAUCAACUGGGAGGACCUGCUGGCGCGCAGGCUGGACCCCCCCUUCAAACCCUGCCUGCAGUCGGAGGAGGACGUGAGCCAGUUCGACACCCGCUUCACCCGCCAGACCCCUGUGGACAGCCCUGACGACGCUGCCAUCAGCGAGAGCGCCAACCAGGCCUUCCUGGGCUUCACCUACGUGGCCCCCUCGGUGCUGGAGAGCAUCAAGGAGGGGUUCUCCUUCCAGCCCAAGGUGCGCUCCCCCCGCCGCCUCAACAGCAGCCCCCGCACCCCCGUCAGCCCUGUGAAGUUCUCCCCCUUCGAGGCGUUCAAGCCGGUGGCCCCAGGCGACCCCAUGGAGCUGGGGCCCCCCCAGGCCCCCCCACCUGAGGGCACGGCCCCCCUGCCCAUCAAACCCUCGGGCGGGGCCAAGAAGCAGAAGGGGGGCCGGGGCCGGGUGCCCAGGUAGGGGUGGGGAGGGUGGGGGGUUCUGGGGGGGGCCUGGUGCUCCCCAUGGGGUGGGGGGAACCCCACGGUGCUGCCUGUGCUCCGGGGGGCUCGUCCCCCUCCGGCACAGCCCCCUGCCCACCGGGUUUGGGGGCACGGGGAGAACCCCCAGGGGUGUGGCCCCGUGGGCGUGGCCUUUUGGGGUGUGGCCCCUCUGGGGGCACGGCCUUUGGGGUGUGGCCCCCUGGGGCGUGGCCCUGCUGCUGGAUGUGUGCCAAUUAAAGGACUUGCUGAGGC
Agelaius phoeniceus (red-winged blackbird) is the source of this 2108-nucleotide messenger RNA. NCBI's taxonomy places the organism in Eukaryota, Metazoa, Chordata, Aves, Passeriformes, Icteridae. The record is from RefSeq and is a predicted model, not a curated record.